GACUUCGAGCUGAUAAGCAACUGAGCGCUUCCUUAACAUUCAGAAGCUUCAUGAAGAUUAGCAAUGGUGGUCUCAUAUGCUCUGCGAUUCCCACUAUCUCCAUGUCCAAACCCGAACCCGAACCCAAACCCUAUCGCGAAGUUUCCAUUUCUGCCUCCUACACUGUUUAGAUGCUAUUGUUCUUCCACUGAAACUGAAACCUCUGCCCAAUUGCCUCCAAACCCUUCGCCUCUCCUUUCUCCUAACAAAUGGCAUCCUUUUAUGAAGAAAAAAGUCGUAAUGCGUGUCGGAUACGUCGGCACCGAUUAUAGAGGUCUGCAAAUGCAACGAGAUGAACACAGAUUAUCCACUAUUGAGAAAGAACUGGAAACUGCUAUUUUCAAGGCCGGUGGCAUCCUUGAUAGCAAUUAUGGGGAUCUGUACAAAGUUGCUUGGGGUCGAAGUAGCAGAACUGACAAAGGAGUCCACUCUUUGGCAACUAUGAUCUCCUUAAAGAUGGAGAUUCCUGAGAAUGCAUGGCAAGGAGACCCUUAUGGCAUUUUGCUUGCUAAUUGUAUUAACUCUUAUCUUCCUCAUACUAUCAAAGUCUUUAGUAUUCUGCCUUCGAAAAAGAGAUUUGAUCCUAGAAGAGAGUGCAAUCUGAGAAAGUACUCUUACCUCCUCCCUGCUGAUAUUAUAGGAAUCCAAAGUCAUCUUAGUGAGAAUGAAAUUCAAUAUCAUAUUUCGGACUUCAACACUAUACUUAGCGCCUUUGAGGGAGAACAUCCUUUCCAUAAUUAUACUGUCAGGUCAAAGUACAGGAAAAAAUUGAAGGUAAGGCAAUCACCUGGAAAUGUUGGCAUGUCAAGCAGAAGAGACUCUCUUGGUAUGAUCUCAGCUUCUGGAUCAGAAUCUGAGGAAAGUGAUGGAGAGGAUUUUGACGGUUGUGAACCAUCCACUUCAAGCAACAGGGAACAGGAGGAGAAAUCUUUAGAUGUUGACGCUUCUAAUUUAAAUUAUAAAAACUCCCGUUCAGCUGUCUAUGCAAGAUGGUUAUAUGAGCCUGAUGAGACUGAUAGAUUAAAUGCUUCCCAUUUCAGAAGGGUUUUUCAUUGUUCUUGUGGGAACUUGGAAAAUUCACUCGGAUAUGGUUAUGUUGAGAUCAACAUAUGGGGGGAGUCAUUCAUGUUGCAUCAAAUCCGCAAAAUGAUUGGAACUGCAGUGGCAGUAAAGCGGGACUUGCUUCCUAGAGACAUCCUUGCAUUGUCGCUGGUUAAAUUUUCUCGAAUUGUCCUCCCUCUUGCCCCAGCAGAAGUUUUAAUUUUAAGGGGAAACACAUUUAGAAUGAGAGCAAGUGCUGGAAACAUGACAAGGCCAGAAAUGGUGUCUAUGGUUGAAUCGGAACAAAUUCUUCAGGCAGUUGAUGACUUCUAUUUAUCUGUUAUGCUGCCUAAAGUUUCAAUGUUCCUAGAUUCAUCAAAUUCUCCUUGGACAGAUUGGGUUGAGAAAUUGGAUAGGAACUCAAGCAUUCCACAUUCUGAACUAGAUGAAGUCAGAAAAGCUUGGAAAACAUGGAAGGAAAAGAGAUCAAAUGCUGCACUAGAUUCAUAGUAAAUGUAUGUAAUUGAGGUAUAUAUCUUCCAACCUAUCUAUUGUUGCUUGCAAGUUAAUGGCAUUGAAGGUUGCUAUUGUCACUCGCAGAGUCUUCAGAGCUCAGACAUUGAAGAUAAUGCAGAAUAUGAUCUGGUCAUCUGGAUGAGUAGACUCACCUGUUUGUAGAUCUUUGUAUUUGCCUGGGCUUGGCGGAAGACAGUUCUUAAUCUAACUGUUAACUGCAUAUUAUGAAAAUAGUACCAGCAGGUAUUAAGCACUCUUCUUUCUCCAAACUGGUGAAAAGGAUAUCUUAACACAAGGUGAUGUAAUUUGCUACUUUCGUCUGUUAACACGCAACACAGGUAGUGGUAAUCUAGUUUCAAGUGCUAUUGAUUUAUACAUGAUGUAUAAUUGUAUUUAUACCCAGGGUGCUUCGUCUAGAGAGUUUCUGUCUGUUAGUAGACUGAUUUAUUUUAUGGAAUGAAUACUCUU
This is a messenger RNA of Neltuma alba, 2064 nucleotides long. RefSeq names its product putative tRNA pseudouridine synthase. The record is from RefSeq and is a predicted model, not a curated record. Gene Ontology annotation, molecular function: RNA binding; pseudouridine synthase activity. Lineage: Eukaryota; Viridiplantae; Streptophyta; Magnoliopsida; Fabales; Fabaceae. Bases 64 to 1590 code for a protein of 508 amino acids. The transcript has 7 exons. Gene Ontology annotation, biological process: mRNA pseudouridine synthesis; tRNA pseudouridine synthesis. Gene Ontology annotation, cellular component: nucleus.